Pocillopora verrucosa is the source of this 462-nucleotide messenger RNA. RefSeq lists its product as uncharacterized. Gene Ontology annotation, molecular function: gamma-glutamylcyclotransferase activity. Lineage: Eukaryota; Metazoa; Cnidaria; Anthozoa; Scleractinia; Pocilloporidae. The record is from RefSeq and is a predicted model, not a curated record.
AUGGAGGGAAAAGUGAUGUAUUUCGCUCACGGCUCAAAUUUGAGCCCAAGAUUAAUGGUAGAACGCGGUGCGGAGUUCUACUCACGCGAGGGCGCUGUGCUUCCAGGAUUUCGGCUUGAAUUCAACUUUAGUUGGAAGGACGACGGAUAUGGUAAUACAACCAUUGUCCAAGACGAAAAUUCAGUCGUAUAUGGAGCUUUGUACUCCUGUGAUGAACAGGGCAUAGCUAACAUGGACGAAGCCGAAGGCGAAAGGUUGAGGAGAAUAAAUGUCCAUGUCAAGAAAGAAAGCGGUGAAAUGAUACAGGCAACUACGUAUCAGGGAAAGGAAGAAUUCACAAAAACAGGGCUUCGUCCGGGUGAGACUUAUCUGAAUGAAAUGUUGGAGGGAGAGGAUAUUCUACCAGAGGGAUACGCUGAUUAUUUGAAAACUUUGAAGAAAGAAGUAACUCAGUUGAAUUGA